UAAAGUUGUGUGCGUUCUGCCUAACGCUGAAUUCCCGGCGGUUUCUGGCUUCUCGGAGUUUCUGUUGGUGUCCCGGGGCUUCCAGUAGUUCCGGAGCCAGCAGGGACCCAGCAAGAGUCCUUCAUUCCUGCACAGCCCACGGCCGGCUUCCGAUAUAUGGGGUUGAAGAGAGGGAGGCGUCGGCUGGCCAAGCGAGAAAAUUGCGAAUCUGGGUCUCAGAGGAAGAGAGAAGGGUCGGGGGUCGGGGAGAAGAAUGGUCGUCUUGGCUGCGCUUAUAGAAGGAGCGGAAGGUGGAUCUUAGAAAGACGAUUCAACGUUCUCCCAACUAUUCCGAAAACAUUUGUGUUUCUUCUCGUGAUCUGAUUUUUAGCUCUGUGCUAUACCGUAGCCUGGGACACUUCGAUAUUUUUAUUUUCACUGAGCGUAAAAAUGGAGAUGUUACUCAGGCAUGUAUUGCUUGAGACAGUUCACCUGCAGCUUUAUUACUUGAAAAUUAUAUAUUAAGUAAAUGUAAUGUAGUAAAUUUCUACACACAGAGAAAAAUAAGCUGUAUUUUUUAAGCAGAACAGAGAGUUCUCGUGGCAACCUUUCACCACCUUUGUCUUAACAUUUGGCCACUGUUUUUCGCUAAGAUGAGCAUCCGCCCUUCCUCCUUUCCUUUUGACCCUGAGCGGCGAGUCCAGAGCACGUUGAAGAAGGUCUUUGGGUUUGACUCUUUUAAGACGCCUUUACAGAAGAGUGCGACCAUGGCUGUAGUAAAAGGGGACAAGGAUGUCUUUGUGUGCAUGCCCACAGGGGCAGGAAAAUCCCUCUGCUAUCAGCUCCCUGCACUGUUGGCCAACGGCAUCACCCUUGUAGUCUCACCUCUCAUUGCUUUGAUUCAGGACCAAGUGGACCACUUGCUGGCCCUGAAGGUACCGGUGAGUUCCCUGAACUCGAAGCUCUCAGCACAGGAGAGGAAGGAGCUGCUCUCUGACCUGGAGCAAGAAAAGCCCCAGACCAGGCUUCUGUACAUUACCCCGGAGAUGGCGGCAUCAGCCUCCUUCCAGCCCAUCCUGAACUCCCUGUUAUCCCGCCACCUGCUCUCUUAUUUGGUGGUGGAUGAGGCUCAUUGUGUUUCCCAGUGGGGACAUGACUUCCGUCCUGACUACUUGCGUCUGGGUGCCCUGCGCUCCCGCCUGAGACAUAUCCCGUGUGUGGCUUUGACUGCCACAGCCACCCUGCAGGUCCAAGAGGACGUGUUUGCUGCCCUGCACCUGAAGCAACCAGUUGCCACAUUCAAGACUCCCUGCUUCCGGGCCAACCUCUUCUAUGAUGUGCAGUUCAAGGAACUGAUUUCUGACCUCUACGGGAACCUGAGGGACUUCUGCCUUAAGGCUCUUGGACAGAAGACUGAUAAAGGGCUGUUGUCCGGCUGCGGCAUUGUCUACUGCAGGACUAGAGAGGCUUGUGAACAGCUGGCCAUAGAGCUCAGUUGCAGGGGUGUGAACGCCAAGGCUUACCACGCAGGGCUGAAGGCUUCUGAAAGAACACUGGUGCAGAAUGAGUGGAUGGAGGAGAAGGUCCCUGUAAUUGUUGCAACCAUCAGUUUUGGGAUGGGAGUGGAUAAAGCCAACGUCAGGUUCGUCGCCCACUGGAAUAUUGCCAAGUCCAUGGCUGGAUACUACCAGGAGUCUGGCCGGGCCGGCAGGGAUGGAAAGCCUUCCUGGUGCCGUCUCUAUUAUUCUAGGAAUGACCGGGACCAAGUCAGCUUCCUGAUCAGGAAGGAAGUAUCGAAACUCCAGGAAAAGAGAGGGAACAAAGCAUCUGAUAAAGCCACUCUCUUGGCCUUCGAUGCCCUAGUGACUUUCUGCGAAGAAUUGGGAUGCCGGCAUGCUGCCAUUGCCAAGUACUUUGGGGACGCACCACCUGCCUGCACCAAAGGCUGCGACCAUUGCCAGAACCCGAUGGCUGUGCGGAGGCAGCUGGAUGCCUUGGAGCGCAGCAGCAGCUGGAGCAAGACCUGUAUCGGGCCCUCCCAGGGGAAAAGCUUCGACCCUGAGCUGUACGAGGGAGGCCGCAGGGGCUAUGGUGGCUUUAGCAGGUACGACGAGGGCUCUGGAGGCAGCGGGGACGAGGGCAGAGAUGAGGCUCACAAGCGGGAGUGGAAUCUCUUCUAUCAGAGGCAGAUGAAGCUGCGCAAGGGCAAAGACCCCAAGAUAGAAGAAUUUGUACCCCCAGAUGAGGACUGUCCCCUGAAAGAGGCUUCCAGCAGGAGGGUCCCUAGGCUCACUGUGAAGGCCCGAGAGCACUGCCUGCGGCUUCUGGAGGAGGCUCUGAGCAGUAACCACCAGGCCACACAUACCACUGAGGGAGCUGACCUCCAGGCCAAGGCCGUGGAACUGGAAUAUGAGACGUUCCGAAAUGCCAGGGUGGCUAACCUGUAUAAGGCCAGCGUGCUGAAGAAGGUGGCUGAGAUACACAAAGCCUCCAAGGAUGGGCAGCCCUACGACAUGGGAGGUAGUGCCAACAGCUGCAGUGCCCAAGUGGAACCCUCAGAGCCCAACGAGUAUGACAUCCCACCGGCUUCCCAUGUGUAUUCGCUCAAACCCAAGCGGGUGGGAGCUGGCUUCCCCAAAGGCUCCUGCCCAUUCCAGACGGCCACGGAGCUGAUGGAGGCGACGCGGAUCCAGGAGCAAGCGUCCCAGUCCGUGCGGGGAAGUGAGCAGGAGCCCCCUAGCCAGCCCUGUGGCCUCCAGGAUGAGGACAGGAGUGCGCCCCUCCCCAGGCCCAGAGGAGAGGCCCCUGGAGGUAGUGCUCAUUGUGCGGGGGCCUCCCCAGAGAAGAAGGCGAAAGGCUUUUCUGGCGGCAGUCCCAUUGCCAAGGCCCGGGCUAACAAGAAGCAGCAGCUGCUAGCUGCAGCAGCCCACAAGGAUUCUCAGAACAUCACCCGCUUCUUCUACCAAAGGGCAGAAAGCCCACCUCUGCGUGCUUCAGCCCCAAGGGCAGAAGGUGCCAGCCCCUCCUGCGAGGGGAUUGAGAGACCCCCAGUGGCUCCGGAGAAGGAAGAUGGAGCCUGGGGACAUUCAAAUGCCCCUCCCCAGACUGAGGAGUGCUCCAGAGAAGGACCAGGCACCUGCCCACUCGGAGACCAGGCCCCCCCUGAAGCCCAGCCCACCCCCGCAAAGGAGACGCAGAUGAGCAAGCGGCCCAGAUCCCAGCAGGAGAACCCAGAAAGCCAGGCUCAGAAGAGGCCUCGCCCCUCAGCCAAGCCUUCCAUCUCAGCGGAGGUCAAGGGCAGCAUGUUGUCAGCCAGUCAUCAGGGCACCUUGAACCCUACAGCCCAAGACUCCUGCCAGCUCUCAGCUUCUGGCAUCCCUUUAAAGGAGGCUGCAAAUGUUGUGGUCAAGUGCCUGACCCCCUUCUACAAGGAGGGCAAGUUUGCAUCCAAGGUAGGGAAUUGUUUUAAAGGCUUCGCUCGCCACCUGUCACACUUGCUGGCUCAGAAGACCUCUCCCGGGAGGAGCGUGAAAGAAGAGGCCCAGAACCUCAUCAAGCACUUUUUCCACGGCCGGGCCCGGUGUGAGAGUGAAGCUGACUGGCACAGCCUGUGUGGCCCACAGAGAUGACCACCUGCUGGCUGGGCAGGGUCCACGUCCUCCUCCAGACACCACCGUGGCCAGCCUGGGACUCCCCUGCAGAUGCAGGGCUGUCGGGUCUGGUCAGGGUCCUUCCACCUUCCAAGCAUACCUUGCUUUGGGUAUGGCCCCAGACCCCUCCCAAAUCAAGGUCAGAGGUCAGCCCACCUUUGCUUCUGCUUGCAACGUCUGUGGUCCUUUCUCAGAGCUUCCCUGGGUUUUCUGGGCCAGAUGCCCAGGAUAGAAGGUGGUAGGUGGUGUGGCCCCUUAACGUCGCAUACUUAAGUUUUAAGCCAGGGACAUGGCCUAUCUCUUCACAGUAUUGGGGCCUACUUGGGAUUGCCCACUCUCCAUCCCUUGAGACGCCAGCCUUGCCCCAGGCGCAGAGCUUGUGGCAGAGGGCAGCAGCCUGGCUACACGCCCUGCUCAGCUCCUGGUUGGGAAGGCCACGCCCACUGAGAUGUUUACAAGGGGAAUAAAGUCCUGUCUGUUAUGGCACACA
This is a messenger RNA of Lemur catta (Ring-tailed lemur), 4119 nucleotides long. RefSeq names its product RecQ like helicase 5 (gene RECQL5). The record is from RefSeq and is a predicted model, not a curated record. Gene Ontology annotation, biological process: double-strand break repair via homologous recombination. Gene Ontology annotation, molecular function: nucleic acid binding; four-way junction helicase activity; 3'-5' DNA helicase activity. Bases 633 to 3608 code for a protein of 991 amino acids. Lineage: Eukaryota; Metazoa; Chordata; Mammalia; Primates; Lemuridae. The transcript is spliced from 19 exons. Gene Ontology annotation, cellular component: cytoplasm; chromosome.